This is a messenger RNA of Mucor mucedo, 1250 nucleotides long. Its product is annotated as putative alginate lyase. The transcript is spliced from 5 exons. NCBI's taxonomy places the organism in Eukaryota, Fungi, Mucoromycota, Mucoromycetes, Mucorales, Mucoraceae. The record is from RefSeq and is a predicted model, not a curated record. Gene Ontology annotation, cellular component: periplasmic space. Bases 49 to 1203 code for a protein of 384 amino acids. Gene Ontology annotation, molecular function: lyase activity.
AAAACAGUUGAAUAUAUAAAAAAAAGCUUUUUCCUUCUUUACGUCAUUAUGGGCCCUAGAAAACCUGAAUUAGAAUACAUUUCUUUUCGCAAUCUCCGAUCACAAAGACAAGCCGGUCAGACAGAAUUGACAAAGGAUGCUUAUAAGGCAUUAGAAAAACUAGCCGACGGUGCCUUAAAAAGUGGACCUUUUAGUAUUACAUUUGAAAAGAAAUUUCCACACAUUGCUCCAAGUGGAGAUGUUAGCGACUUUCUUAGUUAUGCACCAUAUUGGUGGCCGGACGAUACAAACACAAAAUAUAUAAGGAAAGAUGGGAAAAGAAAUCCUGACAUAGGAUGUGUAAAAGAUCAGUCUCAGCUAGAAUCAUUUGCUGAAAGCUUUACAUUCUUAUGUUUAGGCUAUUAUUUUCUUAAUAAUGAGAAUUAUGCAAUCUACGCGGUAUCGUUGCUGGAUACAUUUUUUUUAAAUGAAAAGACUAGAAUGAAUCCCAAUCUUAACUAUGCACAAUUUGUGAGAGGAAGUCAAAAUACAACAAAGAUGGGGCGUGGAGAAGGCGUAAUAAGCUCGAGAGUACUAUCCCGCAUCGCUAAUUUAUUGCCGCUUUUGGAUGCAUUCCAUGCUUAUUAUGCAAUUAAUCAAUAUAUCAAGCUCUGGUUUGCAAACUAUCUCAAUUGGUUAACAACUAGUCCUGUUGCACUUCAAGCUUCGAAAUCAAAAAAUAAUAUCUAUACAUGGUAUAUUGUUCAAAAAGCCUCCAUAGAUUUCUACCUGAAUCCCAUUUCCACGAAACCAUCGAACCUAAUUGUCGAUUUUUUUAUGAACGAUCUCCAAAAACAAAUCGAUCCAAGAACGGGAAAUCAGCCGCUGGAAUCUAAACGAACAAAACCUUUUCACUAUUUAGCUUUUAAUAUGCAAGCUAUACUUUAUCUAGCCGAGCUUGCCAAAGACAUAGGUUUAAAUGUUUAUAACUCAAAUAACCUUAUUCAUUCAGCUAUACAUUAUAUAACAUCUUUUGGAAAUGAUCCAAAUCAAAAAGAGGAUAUAACGCAAGCUGUCAGAUGUGUUGAAAUUGUACUAAAGAGGCUAAAUGAUCACGAUAAUUGUUGUAAACAAUUCAUUCAUACCGCUUACCAUUGCAAAUACUCUGAUAAAAUUGGAGGACCGAAAAACGCGAUUAAUGCGCUUUGGUCCCCAAUCAAUUAAAUACAAAAAACUUUAUUAAAAUACAUUGUUGUGAUUUUUAAACAUCA